GCGGGCUACGGUAGCCGGCGAGGGCCCAGGGGCGGGGGAGCGCGCGCGCGUGGAGAGGAGCGGCGGCACUGGUACCGGCACUGGGUCAGCCAUGGAGUACGUCAGCGCUGAGCAGCUGGCCGGGUUCAGCAAGUACAAGUACAGCGCUGUAGACAGCAACCCCCUGUCUCUGUACGUCAUGCACCCCUUCUGGAACACGAUAGUCAAGAUCUUCCCUACCUGGCUGGCUCCAAAUUUGAUAACGUUUUCUGGCUUCCUGCUGCUUGUCUUCAACUUCUUCCUCAUGGCAUACUUCGACCCUGACUUUUAUGCUUCUGCUCCUGAUCACCAGCAUGUUCCAAACGGAGUGUGGGUUGUUGUGGGUAUCCUCAACUUCGUUGCCUAUACAUUAGAUGGUGUUGAUGGGAAGCAGGCUCGCCGGACCAACUCCAGCACGCCUCUGGGAGAGCUCUUUGAUCAUGGCCUGGACAGCUGGGCGUGCGUGUACUUUGUCGUGACGGUAUACUCCACCUUUGGACGGGGCUCCACAGGCGUCAGCGUCUUUGUUCUCUACCUCCUCUUAUGGGUGGUUUUGUUUUCAUUCAUCCUUUCCCACUGGGAGAAGUAUAACACAGGGAUUCUCUUCCUGCCCUGGGGAUAUGACAUCAGCCAGGUGACGAUUUCAAUUGUCUACAUAGUGACAGCCAUUGUGGGAGUAGAGGCCUGGUAUGCACCUUUCCUGUUUAAUUUCUUAUAUAGAGACCUAUUCACUGCAAUGAUUAUUGCUUGCGCAGUCACUGUGACGCUGCCAAUGAGCCUCUACAACUUCUACAAGGCCUAUAAGAACAAAACCUUAAAGCACCACUCUGCGUAUGAAAUCAUGCUGCCACUGGUAUCCCCAGUGUUGCUCUUCCUGCUCUGCACCACAUGGAUCUUCGUGUCCCCAACAGAUAUCCUGGAGGUCCAUCCCAGGCUCUUCUAUUUCAUGGUUGGAACAGCCUUUGCUAAUAUUUCUUGCCAACUGAUCGUCUGUCAGAUGAGCAGCACACGCUGCCAGCCUCUGAACUGGAUGCUGCUCCCCAUAGCGGUGGUGCUUUUCGUGGUGAUGUUCGGGUUCGUGCCAAACAGUGAAACGCUUCUCCUCUACAUGUUAACCACCUUCCUCACCCUGGCGCACAUCCACUACGGAGUGGUGGUGGUGAGCCAGCUGAGCAGGCACUUCAACAUACGGCCCUUCUCAUUAAAAAAGCCCACACCAGAUUGACUAGGAGUGGAGGAAGAGAAAAUCGGCUUGCAGUCUGCAGAAGUACUGUAAAUAACUGCUGCAAAUACCUGUAAAUACUUCAACCAUCACCACAGAUCUAAACCUUUCCUCUGGACGGACAUCAGGGCAAAGUACGCACGGUAUCCGGUGCAGCCAGGGCAGAACUGGUACGGGGCAGCCUCCACUGCUGUUUGAUGCACUCAUGCUUUGAGUUUUGGGUGACACUGGAGGAGGAGGGUCGCCUUUCAGGUCACUGUUACUGUAUAUUAGACCAGCUGAAUGUUCCCAGUGAAACCUCCAACUCCAGCUCUCGCUCGGGUGAAGCCGGUUAGGGACGCAGAUGGCUUUUUCUGAGCAAAACAUCUUCACCUGACACCAAACCCAGUGUAACAGCUGAUUUCUGCAAGGUCAGGGGAACAUCCUGGUGGUUGGAGGUGUUCCUAUCUGUCCCUAAUCCUUCUGGACAGCCCUUGGCUUGGGCUGCUACUUGGGGAGCAGGUGGUGACAGUUGUUCCACGUUCUGUCCUGCACUCACCGAUUUGGGUAAAUACUUGCAUGUUUAUUUUUCUAAGAGGAAAAAAGAGAACAACUCACAAAACUUCUGUAAUUUCUACUUGUGGGGGCUUAGAAAUCAGGGCUCGCUUUCCUGUAAAAGUGGGAAGGCGGCUUCCACCUCUCCUGUUUGAGCCGUGGGUACCUAGGACCACAUCUUGACUGUGUUCCUGUAUAUCCACCUGGGAGUUUUCCACCUGGGAGUGACGUUUGGGCUCUGAUUGGCAGCAGAAAGUGGCUUACACUGGCCUAACUCCCCUCUCAUCCUACUGGAACAAACUUGCUGUUGCAGGUGGGCUCUGUGGGGUCCUUGCACACUGCCACAGCCUCUUCUUCCACAGCAGCACAGCUUUGCCCAUCACCUUUCCCACCGGACCAUCAACGGCCACAAAUCCACCACUUCUCCAAGUGUGGUGGGCGUGCGUGGAGGGGAAGAAGGUUGGGUGAAGCAGGGUAUGGACUCCAGGGCAGCUUAAGACGGUUUCUUAAGGUAUGGCUAUUGCAGAAAGAUGAAGCAGCAGGGGAUGGAGAUGGAAGGUGGGAGAUGGAACAAGGGAGCAGCACAUCCCAACCUGUUCCUGCCUGUGCAGAGUGCCAGUUGGUGGCACCUCUGACCUUCCCGGGGCUGGCAGCAGGGUUCCUUGGAAGAGAAGAAUUUGUGCAGCACAGGGAGCUUCACUGUCACCCUUCAGAGCAUCUUCCAAGGCCUGUGUCUGUGUGGCUGUUCAGUUUGCUUGGGCACACAGGGGAAGGAGUUGGUGAUGCUGCCUCAUCCUUCUGGAAAUAAGUGUUGUGUCAGUUGUGUGUGCACUUUCAGAAAGCUCACAGGCAUGUGUGUGUGGUGUGUCCUUUCCAAAUAUCACUCGAUUUUCUAAACUAUUGUCCCUGGCGGCUGCACGUCUCAUCCAGGGAUACAUUUGUUUACUGUCCAUUUGUGAACGACAGGUUUGCAUCAAUCUAGUUUUUCAUUUAAACUUGUUUUUGCCAUUGAGUUAGAGUGGGGUGGUGAAGACUGAAUGCUGAUUUUCUUUUCACUUUAUUUAAUGAAGACUUGUGCUUGAAUGAAGAGUGUAGCUUAAACCCAGGCUCUGGAAAGGCUGCAUCCGGAAGCGAACAAGCACAGCCGAUUGUGCAUAUGUAAUCUAUCGUGGGAACAAGGUUGCUUAUACACUGAUUAUUGGGCAACGUGGCUUGCAGAAGCUCGGUCACAGCAUUUUCCUUUUGCAGGUGAAGACUCCUGCUUUAGGAAACCUUCCAACCCUAACUAUUUAAUGCUUUUUCUUUUGUAAAUUGGAAUCUUUGUCAUGCAGACUGAGACUUGAAAUCCUGAGGCGAGCUCACGCUUUCAGGGUUGCUCAGUCAUGGUACGCCCUGCGAAGAACGAGCUGGCGCAUUCAGCCAGGCUGACAUCAUGGAGGGCCCGGCUGAACGUCUGUGUGUCCAUACGGUUGCGAUGUCUCUGGGAAGACUGCCUCGUCCAGAAAGGGGGCAAAUUCAGAGUUUAUUUAAUAAAACAGCUUACCUCUAUAUAUAAUUUCCUGACAUUGUACAGAAACAAAACCCUAAGUGUACAAAUGAAUUGAACUGCGCUUGAAUUUUUGACUCUUUGCUAUUUAAUGAGAUAUAAUUAUGAAGGGAGAUAAGUUUAAGUCACUCUCACGCAAGAAUUACAGGAAGUCUUAAAACGGGAUGCAAAGUUUAUGGGCUGUGUUCAGAUAGCAAAAUUGCGCUAGCAGCACUGCAAAAAGUGGAGGUCGGAUGAUUUAAUUCCUAGCAUUGUGUUUGCAGGACUGGGGAAUAACCGAGCUGCUCCCUCGGACUUCCAGCUUGAGGGCUGGAGAUCCCAGUCUGGAGCUCGCCUUUUCCAGUGUCCUCCCACUUGCAUUACUGGGCCAGGGCUAAUGCUGUGAGGUGUCUGAUAUUAAAUCUUGGGAUGUUGCUUUGUCUCCGUAAUGCACUGCAUGUCUGUUGUCUGUGAGCUGCCAUGCUUUGCAGCACUUAAUGUACCCUGAAAAACCCCUUUGGGAAGUUAACAUGGAAGCGGGGCUUCCUCUCUCAAAUUCUGCCAAUACUUGUGCUGUAGGAGAAACGUCUCUUAAAAACUGGAACCACUUCCUAUCUGCACAGGCUUUGUCUUUGGAGAGUCCUAGAUUUUUGGUGCCUUAAUUUACUGCACCAUGAAGCUAGAAAUAUAUCUCCUUAAAUCAGCGCUGGCAAACAGCCUCACCUGUUGCUGUGCCAGCCAGCUUGUGGCAGAGCCAGGAGAGAGCUGACCUGACCUCAGCACACAUAGAACUCUGUUCCUAACUCAGGGGUGUUCGUUUCUGCUACUAGAUCCAGGGGGGUAAUGAAAAUGAACAGAAACACCAAACCGUCUUGCCAUGGUGGGGUGUGAGAUCCUGAGAAACAAACUGUUUAUUAAUAAUAAUGGGUUUAAGUCUUAAGAAUAAAUGUAUUCCUUCCUUGCUAGCAGCAUCCGAGGGUACUUGUGUUCCUGUAGUGGCUGGUUGCCUUGGCUUCACUCUCUCCUUGCCAUGGUAUGUGGUCCUGGAGUGGGACAGGACCAUGCAGGAUGUGCGCUCGCUUUUCAACUCCUCCUGUCUGAGAGAGCUGAUCUGUGUUGUCUCUUCUUCCAGGGAUAGUGUUAAUCAUCUUUUCCUAAUUACUGACGGCCCUCCUGAGUUGAUAACAGGACUGUCUUACUCUUUCUUAAAUCGAUUUUGCACCUUUUGUCUCGAUACAGAGUAUUACCAGGAAAAAUCCUCUCCAGGGAGGGGUGCGGUCCUGCAAGACCCACUGGGAUGCUGGUCUGUGGCCUCUGACUCCAGACAGGUCCUUGUGCUGUGGGAAGAGGUGACCAGCUCUUCCUGGUGCUCGCUGCACGGUGGCUGGUCAGCCUUUGCUCUGAAGUGGGUUUUGGUGGGAGCUUGGGGUACACCAGUGCGGCAGCACAGGACCCACAUAGCAGAGGUGCAGAGGCAGCCUCGCUUGCAGCCAUUUUCAUCUCAGUCUUGUGAUUUCUAUCACAGCUCCUCCCUCUGUGCAGAUCCAGGAGCUUCGUGCAGGGAUUCAGAAGGUGAGGGUGAUGCACAAGUUUUGGGAUCUCCUGGGAUUUGGGUAAAAGCAGCCUUUGCACUAAAAGCAAUGUUUUACAAGUACAAACACUACUGUGUGAGGCUACAAACACCAAGCGCCUGCACGCUGUGGUUCUGACUCGUUCAUUGCCCACUGUGUCUGUGCCACAAUGAACUCUUCUGUGACUGGUCACUGCAAGGACUCCCAACAGGCUCCCAUCUCACAAACAUCACCCAUCUGAUACAGGUGGCUUUGCCUGAGCCGGGGGAGCAGCAUAUUGUGAGCUUCUAAGGCUCUGGAAAUGUAUAUUUAAGCUCCUUAAAUAGAGGUGGCCUGAUGUCACUUCCCGGGUGCAAUGAGGACCUGCAGUUCCUAGUCUGAGAGCUGUUUUGAUCUUGGUCAGAUCAGUUCCAGCAGAAUCCCUCAAUUCUUCUCCCCUGACAGCGUCAGUGCCUUCUUGUGGUAGAUCUGGAAAGUCUUUAGAGAAGCAACACUGUUGGGAAAUUAGCUCAGAUCUCUGUUUUUGCAUAUACAGAUCCAGGGGAACAGUUUAUUCUUGUGCAAACACAGCCUGUGUAGCAGAGCUCUGGUCAGUUUGAUGGCAAAACUCUGCGUGGGCUUUCUGUAUCCUUCCAAAAACUGCAGGAACCUUGCUGAAGCUGAGUCUCGUUUCCAGUUGUCCCUCGACCCUUCAGCCCAACAGUGUUCCCCCUUCCACACCCCACCCCAAAAUCUGUGAGAGCAGUGGGUCAGGCAUGCUGCGGUGCCAUGGCCAGUGGUGGAGACAGAGCUGGGUCAGCCAAACAUUCCUUUACUCUUUGCUGUUCUAUCGUGGACCUGCGGUCCUUGUGUGGGGUUCCAAACUUGAGGCCUCCUGCUUUUACCCACCUAUUCUACCUCGCUGCACUGCCAAAGCAGCGGCCAAGAGGACGCGGAGGCUGCUCUUGGUGGGACAUGAGAAUGAGAUGCUACGCUGACCUCUUUGUUUCUGGGAAAGAUCUCUGUUGAUUUGUAGAAGACCCUUUGGCCCAUCCUUGGUCAAACCUGGCUUGCGAGGUCUCUAGACUGGGCUCUGAGGAAGCAGGGCAUCACUGCCCCCAGAGCAGGGGCUCCUGGUGAAAUUGGCCACUGUUCAUUUCAGCCAGUGGUAUCGGUGAUGGCUGCUUGGGAGGAGCUGGUGCUGGUGCUUCAGGUUCUAGACCUCACUAACCAGAAUCUUCUGCCUGACUCCUACCAGGCAGUGUUUCAGGCUGACCUGCUCCCAUCCCUCAAGCUUUCAGCUGAGGUGGAGCCUGGUUUUGGUAGUGGUUCAUGUUGUGUGGGUACCAGCCUCUCUGGAAGAGGAGGGUGGGAGUCCUCGAUUUGGCCAUAGAAUCAUGGAAUGGUUUGGGUUGGAAGAGACCUCAAAGCCCACCCAGUUCCACCCCCUUGCCAUGGGCAGGGACACCUCCCAUGGGAACCAGUUACUCCAAGCCCCAUCCAACCUGGCCUUGAACAAUCCCAGGGAUGGGGCAGCCAUGAUUUCUCUAGGCAACCUGGGCCAGGGCCUCCCCACCCUUCUGGUCUUCUGAGAGAGUGCUGAAACACUGUCUCUUCCAGCUAUAACCCUGCACACAGAGGCAAAGGAAGGCAGCAGCGUCAAACCCAGCCCACAGAGAUGGGGUGAGCCAGGGCAUUUCAGACUCAACACUUGCCUCCGAGUGGUUUUGCAAACAGACCCGGCCCCCUGGGCUCCUACUGGUAUUCCUGCAGGGCAGGGAGUGUCUCUGCAACCCUGUGGAGCGUUUUCCAAGACCUGUGCCUGUGUGGCUGUACAGAGUGGGGAAGGAUUUGUUGAUGCUGCCUUGUCCUUCUGGAAACAAGUAGGGAGGCUUUAACUGAAUUCUGCAGAUCAGUCUUAUAUCACCGAGCUCCUGGUGCCCGGUGCCGUGGGGGCUGUGGAACGAUGCAGGGGGAGCUGUGCUUGUGCUGCUGUUGUGGUUUGGUUCUGUCCCUUCCCUGUUGCGCCUUCCUGAGGAGCCACACUCAGCAGGAGCUGGGCUUCUCUGGGUCAUGGGGUGCUCUGCCAGGCUCCUCCCCAGAGCCAGGCAAGCUUGGUGCCUCUGCAGUGGGAACCGGGCUCCCCUGGGGCUUAGAGGGCUCUGCCACGCUCCCCACCGGAGCUGAGCAAGCUCUGUGCCUCUGCGGUGGGAACCAUGUUCCCCUGGAGCUCGGAGGGCUCUGCUGCGCUUCCCACAGGAGCUGAGCAAGCUCCGUGCCUCUGCAGUGGGAACUGGGCUCCCCUGGAGCCUGGGGGGCUCUGCCAGGCUCCCCACUGGAGCCAAGCAAGCUCAGUGCCUCCGCGCAGGGUGGCCCCUAACUAGAGAUCAGAUGAAUCAGCCUGGCCGUGAGCAGUGGUCCCGGCACUGCCGUGGUCCAGGGACCCCAAUCACUUCCCUGGAGCCCUGUCGCUGGGAGUUGAGGUACUGCAGUGUGUGUGAGUUCCCAUAUGUUAAAUGCUAUUACUGAAAUAUUUAUUGUGUUGAAACCAAACAAAAAAAAAACUAUUAAAGCUCAGUAAAGAAUAA
This is a messenger RNA of Cuculus canorus (common cuckoo), 7437 nucleotides long. It is a transcript of the gene SELENOI, whose product is annotated as selenoprotein I. Gene Ontology annotation, molecular function: ethanolaminephosphotransferase activity. Gene Ontology annotation, biological process: phosphatidylethanolamine biosynthetic process. The record is from RefSeq and is a predicted model, not a curated record. The transcript is spliced from 10 exons. Lineage: Eukaryota; Metazoa; Chordata; Aves; Cuculiformes; Cuculidae. Gene Ontology annotation, cellular component: Golgi apparatus; endoplasmic reticulum membrane.